Molecule: messenger RNA, 552 nt
Organism: Juglans microcarpa x Juglans regia
Lineage: Eukaryota; Viridiplantae; Streptophyta; Magnoliopsida; Fagales; Juglandaceae
Product: cell division cycle protein 48 homolog
Exons: 1
Coding region: 1-552 (183 amino acids)
Molecular function (GO): ATP binding; ATP hydrolysis activity
Source: RefSeq, a predicted model, not a curated record
AUGAAUGUGGUAAAAGCUAGUUCCAGAGAAGCUAUCUCUCUUGUGGGUGGUGUUUGGAAGCAGAUGACUCAAGCUCGUGAGUUAGUGGAGCUGCCAGUAAGGCACCUUCCGCUUUUUAAAUCAAUUGGUGUGAAGCCAUCUAAAGGAAUUUUGAUUUAUGGACACCUGGGAUCUGGAAAAGCAUUAAUAUCAAGGGUUGUUGCUACUGAAAAUGGGGCUUUCAUUUUUUGUAUUAAUGGGCGGGGGAUAAUGUCCAAAUUGGCUGGAGAGAGUGAGAGCAAUCUUCAAAAGGCACUUGAAGAAGUUGAGAAGAACACUACAUCUAUUAUUUUCAUUGAUGAGAUUGAUUUUAUUGCUCAUAAGAGGGAGAAGACACAUGGUGAGGUUGAAAGGCAAAUUGUUUCACAACUGUUGACUCUUAUGGAUGGACAGGCUCAUGUUAUUGUUAUAAGGGCUACAAAUCAUCCGAACAACAUUGACCCAGCUUUGAGAAGGUUUGGUCGGUUCGAUAGGGAAAUAGACAUGGGUGUUUCUGAUGAAGUUGGGACUUAG